This is a messenger RNA of Pan troglodytes (chimpanzee), 3303 nucleotides long. RefSeq names its product bifunctional apoptosis regulator (gene BFAR). Gene Ontology annotation, cellular component: nucleus. The coding region runs from base 737 to 1876 and encodes 379 amino acids. Lineage: Eukaryota; Metazoa; Chordata; Mammalia; Primates; Hominidae. Gene Ontology annotation, molecular function: protein binding; ubiquitin protein ligase activity. The record is from RefSeq and is a predicted model, not a curated record. Gene Ontology annotation, biological process: proteasome-mediated ubiquitin-dependent protein catabolic process. The transcript is spliced from 8 exons.
GUCUUGUUACUUCCGGUAGCGAAGCCUCUCCCUCUUCCUCUGCUCCCGCGGGGGUCUGUGCUGAGAAUAAUGGCCCGGUUGGCCCGGGACGAGUGGAAUGAUUAAUGAUGUUUUGCAGCAGUUUUCUACGUCUGAAAUUUUUUAUGUCUCUGGAACCCAGAAUUUGCUAAGAGAUGGAGGAACCUCAGAAAAGCUAUGUGAACACAAUGGACCUUGAGAGAGACGAACCUCUCAAAAGCACCGGCCCUCAGAUUUCUGUUAGUGAAUUUUCUUGCCACUGCUGCUACGACAUCCUGGUUAACCCCACCACCUUGAACUGUGGGCACAGCUUCUGCCGUCACUGCCUUGCUUUAUGGUGGGCAUCUUCAAAGAAAACAGAAUGUCCAGAAUGCAGAGAAAAAUGGGAAGGUUUCCCCAAAGUCAAUAUUCUCCUCAGGUAAUGUUCAGCCUGUAUUGGUAGCACAAACAGCCCAUAAAAUGUGGUUUCUCUCUUGCUUUUUUUUUUUUUUUUAACAGAGAUGGCGUCUCGCUAUGUUGCCCAGGCUGGUCUCAAACUCCUGACCUCAACUGAUCCUCCCACUUCAGCCUCCCAAAGUGCUGGGAUUACAGGUGUGAGCCACCAUGUCCAGCCAAUGGGCUUUCUCUUAACAGGAACAGCAGUGUUUGAAAGGUCGCACACUUGGAGCCCACCUCCUUGGGGGUGGAUCUUCUGGAAUAAGAGUGGAUCUUCUGGAAUAUGAGUCAGGGAGCUCAAGGAACUGGAAAUCCAGAUUAUCUUCCUCAUAGGGAUGCCAUUGAAAAGUUAUUUCCUGAUGCCAUUAGACUGAGAUUUGAAGACAUUCAGCAGAAUAAUGACAUAGUCCAAAGUCUUGCAGCCUUUCAGAAAUAUGGGAAUGAUCAGAUUCCUUUAGCUCCUAACACAGGCCGAGCGAAUCAGCAGAGGGGAGGGGGAUUCUUUUCCGGUGUGCUCACAGCUUUAACUGGAGUGGCAGUGGUCCUGCUCGUCUAUCACUGGAGCAGCAAGGAAUCUGAACACGACCUCCUGGUCCACAAGGCUGUGGCCAAAUGGACGGCGGAAGAAGUUGUCCUCUGGCUGGAGCAGCUGGGCCCUUGGGCAUCUCUUUACAGGGAAAGGUUUUUAUCUGAACGAGUAAAUGGAAGGUUACUUUUAACUUUGACAGAGGAAGAAUUUUCCAAGACGCCCUAUACCAUAGAAAACAGCAGCCACAGGAGAGCCAUCCUCAUGGAGCUAGAACGUGUCAAAGCAUUAGGCGUGAAGCCCCCCCAGAAUCUCUGGGAAUAUAAGGCUGUGAACCCAGGCAGGUCCCUGUUCCUGCUAUACGCCCUCAAGAGCUCCCCCAGGCUGAGUCUGCUCUACCUGUACCUGUUUGACUACACCGACACCUUCCUACCUUUCAUCCACACCAUCUGCCCUCUGCAAGAAGACAGCUCUGGGGAGGACAUCGUCACCAAGCUUCUGGAUCUUAAGGAGCCUACGUGGAAGCAGUGGAGAGAGUUCCUGGUCAAAUACUCCUUCCUUCCAUACCAGCUGAUUGCUGAGUUUGCUUGGGACUGGUUGGAGGUCCAUUACUGGACAUCACGGUUUCUCAUCAUCAAUGCUAUGUUACUCUCAGUUCUGGAAUUAUUCUCCUUUUGGAGAAUCUGGUCGAGAAGUGAACUGAAGACCGUGCCUCAGAGGAUGUGGAGCCAUUUCUGGAAAGUAUCAACGCAGGGGCUUUUUGUGGCCAUGUUCUGGCCCCUCAUCCCUCAGUUUGUUUGCAACUGUUUGUUUUACUGGGCCCUGUACUUUAACCCAAUUAUUAACAUUGAUCUUGUGGUCAAGGAACUCCGGCGGCUGGAAACCCAGGUGUUGUGACUGGCACUGCCCAGGCUGAGACUCUUCAAGUCCCGCUGACGUCUGAGCUUUGAUGCUUAAGAGGGGUGAGGCAGGGAGCGGACUUCCUAUUUUCUACCCUCAGUAAAACAAGGUGCUGCUUUGUAUAUCAAAAGCUCCAACCAUGUCCUCUCCCCCUCAGCCUGUGGGUGGCACGAGCAAGGAUUGACAUCCGCACAGGGAGGAUUGUCUGUUUGGCUGACACAGCAGCAGCCCUUCCCACCCAGCCACCUUCCUCACAGGGACUAGGAGGCUCAGUCCCCAACGGCUGGCAAGACUCAGGGUCCUCAGUGGACAUGGUGUGGGUGACAUCAGAAGGGCGCCACAUCAGUCCCCUCCCCAACCUCAGUGACUGACAGAGGAUCCGGAUCUCAGAGCCUGAGACCAGGCUUAUUGGGGCCUGGCCUGUCCUCUAAGUCAAGUUUAGGAAAACAAGGAUAAGAUUCUGUCAUAGGCAUAGAGAGUUGCACAUAAAAAAUACCGAAGAAAACCCAAAAUUCAAUCAACAAUUCUGUCUUGUUGAAGAGUUGCUAGGAUUCAGAGUAAAACUCAAAGGAUUCAGUUUGAGCCUAGAAUGAUGGUUAGACUUGUAGUCACUGGGCUUUUGUUUUGCUUUAUGGAAAUCAUUGAAGGUCUGGAUCCCUUUCUCUGAAUGGAGAGAUUGAGAGGGAUGUCAGCAGUUCCCAUUAGAUUUAGUGGCCUUCAUGUUAUUCAGAAUUGUUUUGGUGAUACCUCAUCCCUGUAAUCCCAGCACUUUGGGUGGGUGAGGCAGGCAGAUCACUUGAAGCCAGGACUUCAAGACCAGCUUGGCCAACAUGGUGAAACCUCGUCUCUACUAAAAAUACAAAAAUUAGCCAAGUGUGGUGGCACAUACCUGUAAUCCCAGCUACUUGGAAUUGGAAAUCGCCUGAACCCAGGAGGCGGAGGUUACAGGGAGGGAGACUGCACCACUGCACUUCAGCCUGGGUGACAGAGGGAGACUCUGUCUUAAAAAAAAAAAAAAAAAAAAAAAAAAAAAAAAAAAUCAUCUGUAAAAUAAAUUCUGGGAUAGUCGUUUUGUUCAAGGAAAUGUUUUGUAAAUUGAGCUCACACUAUAUAAUCUUUAUUGUCCUAUCCUGAUGUAUAAUACAGCAGGUAUAAUUACACCAAGCGCUAUAGUUAUAAAUAUGGAAUGAAGUGAACUAUGGCCUUUUAUUUCCUUCCAGUGUGAACACAGCAGGUGUGAGAUGUCAUCUUGGAAGACAGGCCUUGCAGAAAUAGGCCUACAUCCAAAAUAUUAUCUUGUGACUCCAUGAACCAUUCAUUAACCCUUUGUAUCUUUGAGUGAAGAUUUUACUCAAAAGUUGCAUCUGGAAGUUCGAAGAAAUUACUUGAAAUAAAAAUAAAGAUUUUUAUAUAGAUAAAACCUA